Molecule: messenger RNA, 2693 nt
Organism: Malania oleifera
Lineage: Eukaryota; Viridiplantae; Streptophyta; Magnoliopsida; Santalales; Ximeniaceae
Product: F-box/kelch-repeat protein At5g15710
Exons: 2
Coding region: 428-1798 (456 amino acids)
Molecular function (GO): protein binding
Source: RefSeq, a predicted model, not a curated record
GGAAUCCAUUUUUGUCUUGGCUCUGACGUGCUUCCCUCUAAUCGCAAGGAUGCCAUUGUGAAUUCUCAAGAGGUAACGCUUCUUUAACCCGAAAGGCUUGAGCUUUGCGUUUCUGUUUCUAAGAUUAAUGAUUCGUGUAUGGAAAGUUGUGUCUUUUCUCUGAUCGUUUCCACUGCCAACAAGCUUGUUCUAGUUUGGAUCUGAGAAGAAAUUAGGGUUUUCGAUUGCAGCUGUAAUGCUGUUCCUGUAUAAUGAUUUUUUGAGUUUUGCUUUGUUGGGAUUUUGAGGUUUUCUCCUUCAUUGCGUAACUCUGCUUUUGUAUUUGAAAUUUUGGAUCCUUUAGCCCGUGGAAUGUGAAUUAAGAUUUAUUCUCGAUACUUGAAUACCAACUAGUUUUGGGGCGUUUGGGAUUUUGGGAGUUCAUACCAUGGAAGUUUAUACGAUGGAGGGAGGAGGGGAAUCUGCGGGGUCUGGGUCUGGUAAACUCGUACCCCCCCAGUUGAUGAAAAGUGAGUAUUUUCGUGAAGGUGAGCAGUUGAUGAAAAGUGGGCCUUUUGGUGAAGAGGAUGGUUGCAUUAAGCAGGUGGCAUCUCUUAGAGGAUCUGGAGUGAGGAAUACAAGCCCGUUAGGGCGAGUAGGGUCAAGAAAUAUUAGUCCUUCUAGGCAGAAGGUGAUUAAGACCAAACCACGCGGCUUAGACGAAGAAACAGUUUCUACAUUUGGCAAAGCAGCUCACCCUGCUGUUCAGAUGGAAGAUAAUAUAUGGGCAAUGUUACCUGAAGAUUUGCUUAGUGAAAUUUUGGCCAGGGUUCCUCCAUUUAUGCUCUUUCGGCUUCGAUCUGUUUGUAAACGGUGGAAUUCAAUUCUUCAAGAUAAUAGUUUUCUUAAAUUUCAUGCACAAGUGCCAUCUCAUGGGCCUUGUCUUCUCACAUACUGGAAGAACUUGCAGACACCACAAUGCUCAGUUUUCAGCUUGCCAUUGAGAACAUGGUUUAGGAUCCCAUUCACAUUUUUGCCACAGUGGGCAUUCUGGCUGGUUGGCUCUUCCGGUGGUCUAGUCUGCUUCUCUGGACUUGAUGGGCCGAAUUUCAAAACCUUAGUUUGUAAUCCCCUCACACAGUCUUGGAGGACCUUGCCGAGUAUGCAUUAUAAUCAGCAAAGACAGUUAGUUAUGGUUGUUGAUCGGAUGGACCGAUCCUUCAAAGUCAUAGCCACCAGUGAUAUUUAUGGUGACAAUUCAUUGCCAACUGAAGUAUAUGAUUCAAAGCUCAACAGUUGGUCACUUCACCAGACAAUGCCUGCUGUCAAUCUAUGCUCCUCAAAGAUGGCAUUUUGCGACUCCAGGUUGUAUUUGGAAACCCUUUCACCACUUGGUUUGAUGAUGUACCAGCUGGAUACUGGAUACUGGGAACACAUUCCAGCUAAGUUUCCAAGGUCUUUGUUGGAUGGGUAUCUAGUUGCUGGCUCUCACAAGCGUUUAUUUCUUGUUGGACGCAUAGGCCUUUAUAGUACUCUUCAAAGUAUGAGAAUUUGGGAAUUGGAUCAUGCAAAGAUAGUGUGGGUGGAGAUAAGUAGGAUGCCACCGAAAUAUUUUAGAGCUCUUUUGAGGUUAUCAGCUGAGAGAUUUGAGUGCUUUGGACAGGAUAAUCUGAUCUGCUUUACAUCUUGGAAUCAAGGAAAGGGGCUUCUUUAUGAUGUAGAUAAGAAGAUUUGGUCUUGGAUUGCAGGCUGUGCUCUUCAGUCGUACAAUAGCCAGGUUUGUUUCUAUGAGCCACGGUUUGACGCUUCCAUCUAUUAGGUGGUGAAUUUUGCUCCAUGCUAUCAAUUAUUCAAGGGUUUGCGGGGGGUUAUCAUUUUCAACCAGCAUUCUUUUUUUUCUAUAACACCCCUUCUCCGGUUUAAUGCAUCCAUGAGUUCAGCUUAUUCAGAUUUGGCUGGUAUACUAUUUUCUUAAUAUCUGAUGUUCCUGAAGAUUUAAUGCUGGCAAGCAAGUUGUUCAUAACCCAAGAAAGCAGGUUUAAUUUGCAAGAUUUUCUACCUGACAAUUGGUAAUAUAAUCCACUACCAGGGUGUUGUAAAGGGUAUUGCUUGAGUAACAUUGUAGUUGGAUGAUUGGAAAAGAGCUGAACUUAUUAGAGGAAUUUCUCUGUGGAUGUUGAUGAGUGGAAAAUAAUUAAUGUUUGGCAGGGUUUGUGGCCAUGUCAUAGAAGAGAUUAUAAAUGUUUUGAUAGAUGAAGAAAGAUCCAGGGAGGCUGGCACUGGGAUUUUGAGAGUUGAGUAAGGCAGUUGUUGACUGAAGUGACCAAGUUGUUGACCCGAUCAAUGCAACUGUAAUUGCCACUCACCAAGGAUAGCUGGCUGGUAUGCAUCCAAGUGGCCCAGAGCCAACCAGCACCAUUUUCCUUGCUCCCAACUCUCUGGAAAUAGCGGAAACACUGAACUCAAAGAGGCCUGCAUGUAAGCAAUGCUUUAAAUCUUCGUUAGCCACCACUAUCGACGCAUGGUGCAUCAUCAACACUGCUUGGGAGUUGUGAUUGACGUUUCCAAGCCACGAAUCAAAUGUUGACAUUAUUGACGUGUGGUCAUUUCCACAUUUUUGUCGAAACUAAAAUGUUAAAUUUCGUUUUACAAAUUUUUUGUUGAAAUUUUUAUGAGUGAUCUGAUUUAGAUAUUCUAACAAAAAUUGUCAAAAA